Molecule: messenger RNA, 4171 nt
Organism: Ostrinia nubilalis (European corn borer)
Lineage: Eukaryota; Metazoa; Arthropoda; Insecta; Lepidoptera; Crambidae
Exons: 26
Coding region: 161-4171 (1336 amino acids)
Biological process (GO): protein modification process
Molecular function (GO): monooxygenase activity; oxidoreductase activity, acting on paired donors, with incorporation or reduction of molecular oxygen; iron ion binding
Source: RefSeq, a predicted model, not a curated record
CUAGCACUCGGCCAUGGUGUGUGGUGCUUAUGCGUUUUAUGAUUUAAACCGGCACACUCGCUUCGCUAGUGGCAGAUGAACUUGCGUAUUGUCCUUGAUCGGUUUCGCAGUAAAAAAAAAUUACAUUUUAUUUUAAUUCAAAAAAGUGUUGGUUUUAAAAAUGUUUCUGUGGGUGCCCCUAAUUGCAUUGGUGUUGUGGACUGUGGUGUUCCGGUACAGGAGACAGAGGAUGUACAAACUGGCGGGAAAGAUCCCGGGACCCAGCACAGAAUUGCCUAUCGUAGGAGUUGCACAUACCUUAGCCGGAAGCACCGAGGACAUAAUGUCAUGGCUACAACGAUAUAGCUACGUGGCUAUGGAAAGUGGUGGAUUGAUGAGAGGCUGGCUCAGCCAUAUACUAUAUUUUAUUGUGACAGACCCUGUUGAUUUGGAAGUGAUACUGAAGUCUUGUCUGGAAAAAGAUGACCUGCACAGGUUCAUACGAAAACUUACCGGAAAUGGCGGCAUAUACGCACCAGUAUCCAUCUGGAGAAGACGCCGGAAGAUCACGGUGCCAGCUUUCAGUCCGAAGAUAGUGGAGAGCUUCGUGGAAGUGUUUUCGGAGCAGAGCGAGAAACUGACGAAGCAGUUGUCAGAUUACGUCAGCACAGGCAGCUUCAGCAUCUGGCCAUUCGUCAGCGCGUAUACCCUGGACUCAGUCUGUGAAUCAGCAAUGGGAGUCAAAAUCAAUGCCCAAGGGAAUCCCAACACGCCUUUCUUACUUUCAUUGAACCGCUUUCUCAAUUUGGCCUGUGAGAGGAUAUUCCAUCUUUGGCUGCAACCAGACUGGCUGUAUAAGUCGUUCACGAAGAAGUACAAUGAGCAUCAGGAAAGUGUGAGCCACAUGCACGAAUUCACUGAUGAUGUCAUCCAAAAGAAGCGAGAUGAGCUCCGCAAUGAACUGGAGACGAACACGGAGGCUGAUCAAACCUAUGAUUUAGGCAAAUACCAAAACAAAUCGUUCCUCGAUCAUCUCAUAAAGAUCUCUGGUGGAGAAAGUGGCUUCACAAAUGUUGAGCUGAGAGAAGAAAUCAUGACUCUAGCCAUGGCGGGGACAGACACCUCGGCUGUGGCCAUCGGGUUCACCUUGACUUUGAUGGCCAAGUAUCCCGAAGUACAAGAAAAGGUCUACCAAGAGUUGUACGAUGUCUUCAAAGACUCCGAUCGUCCUCUAGUGAAAGAAGAUUUAUUGAAACUUAAGUAUUUGGAGAGGGUGGUGAAGGAGUCGCUACGGUUGUUCCCUCCAGUGCCUUUCAUCAUCAGAAAGGUGACAGAAGAUAUCAAAUUACGUAAGUAUUUCAUAUCGAGUUCAUUUUCCUCCGGCCGUAUCCUGCCGGCUGGUUCUGGUGUGGUGUGCUCCAUCUGGGGGGUGCACCGGGACCCCAAGUACUGGGGUCCAGACGCAGAGAGUUUUGAUCCCGACCGGUUCCUGCCAGAGAGGUUCAACCUCAAGCACUCGUGCAGCUACAUGCCGUUCAGUCAGGGUCCGAGGAAUUGUCUUGGUUAUCAAUACGCGAUGAUGUCAGUGAAGACAGCUGUGUCAGCUAUCCUUAGGAAGUACAAAGUGGUGGGACCAAAGGAAAAGACGUCACAACCCCACGUUCGAGUGAAGCUGGACGUCAUGAUGAAGGCCGUCGACGGCUACCAGGUGAUAAAGAAGAAAAGGGAAGAAGUAAAAAAUUGCACUCAGAACGAAACGGAAACCAAAAGUGAAUUUGAUUUAAGUAAUUAUCAAACAAAAACGUUCCUCGAUCAUUUAAUAAAACUUUCUGGUGGUGACGAAGGGUACACGAACGUAGAACUGAGGGAGGAGAUACUGAUGUUGGCGGUAGCUGGCACUGACACUUCUGCGGUGGCUGUCGGGUUCACUAUGAAGCUGCUAGCGAAGUACCCUCACAUACAAGAGCAGGUUUAUCAGGAGCUGCACGAAAUAUUUGGCAAUUCAGAUCGUCGUUUAGUAAAAGAGGACUUGCCAAGGCUGAAAUGUAUGGAUAGAGUGGUAAGGGAAACCAUGAGACUGUUCCCACCGGUGCCCCUGAUCGCACGUCAGGUCGUAGAGGACAUAAAGUUACCCUCAGGUCACAUCCUUCCCGCUGGGGGUACAAUAUCAAUCUCCAUCUGGGGGGCACACCGGGACCCCAAGUACUGGGGUCCGACCGCCGAAGAGUUUGACCCGGAUAGGUUCCUACCUGAAAGGUUCAACCUGACUCACCCGUGCAGUUUUAUGCCGUUUAGUCAAGGACCAAGAAACUGUGUAGGUUACCAAUACGCGAUGAUGUCGAUCAAGACUGUAUUAUCAGCUGUUCUCAGAAGAUACAAGCUCGUAGGGGAACCUGAGGAAACCAAAAUUCCCCAUAUUCGUGUCAAGGUGGAUCUAAUGCUGAAAGAUGUUGAUGGCUUUAAGAAACAGCGAAGAAGAAUGGACGGGUCUUUGGAGAACGAUGAGCCGUUCAUAUUUCGUCUCAACGAUAACGGUUCUGGACCAAGCCUUCUCGUCAAGGUAUGUGCGGAACGAGGCUGGAGAAUGUACCAUGGGUACAGCACCGGCGAGGACCGGUGGAACCUUUGGUGGCGGACCGGCGCGUUCCCUGCUGCGUGCUACAAGGCUCUUGGCGAUUGGCAGUUCAUGAACCACAUACCAAAAGGAGGUUCGAUAUGCCGAAAGGAUGGCUUGUCAAGGUUGCUGCGCUGCAUGAGAAAAAUUUAUGGAUCCAUUUACGACUUCAGUCCACCAUGCUACCACCUCCCGCUGGAGUAUGCGAAGUUGGUGUCCGAGUUCUCCAGGCUGCGACGCAACGAAGAUGGUGACUCCAAUGUCAUCUGGAUACAUAAACCUGUGGCUCAGAGCCAGGGUCGAGGGAUUUUUCUAUUUCGGAGCAUUUGCGAGAUGCGAUGUGGCACUGCUGCGGUAGUGCAGCGGUACAUAGAGCGGCCUCUACUCAUCGCUGGAUACAAGUUUGACUUGCGGCUCUACGUUUGUGUGCCGGGGUACAGGCCUCUGACUGCGUACAUGUAUGCUGAAGGAUUAGCUAGAUUUGGUACGGAUAAAUAUACGUUAUCGGACAUACACAAUCCAUACAGACAUCUGACCAAUUCGUCUUUGAAUAAAUCGGGGCCAAGAUAUGCUGAAUGUAAGGAUCGAAUUGGAAGUGGUUGCAAAUGGACGCUGAAGCAAGUGCGUCGAGCGCUCGUAGGCAGGUGGGGGGCAGCGGAAUGGCUGGUCUGGCAGCGCAUCAGGGCGCUGGUGACAUUGACGCUGCUGGCUCAGGCAGCUGGCACUCCUCCAGCGAGGAACUGCUUCGAGUUCUACGGCUUUGAUGUUCUGCUCGAUGACUCUUUGAAGCCAUGGUUGAUUGAGGUGAAUUUAUCGCCAGCAUUAGGAGCGAACUGUGAAGCGGACACAACGGUGAAGCAACCGAUGCUCCACGAACUGUUUGACUUGUUGGGAUUGCCCAUGCGACACACUGGGCUCUCUCUUCUAAGGGGGCCGUCUUCACAGAUACACAGUUAUUGUUCCGAAGACGAAGGCGGCGUAAAGCGGGUCGUACCGCCACCGCGGGCCGCCACCGCAGGCGUCAGACGCGGUACGCGGUGGCGGCGUCGGCGACCGUUGCCGGUGCACUGCGUCACGCUGCUACCCCCUGUGCCAGAUUAUACGGAGGAGAUCGAAAAAGUAAAGGAGCCGAACAGCGAACGCUCGCUGAAAACUCCGUCUGAAGCUAGUAUUGACAACUUGGAUGCACAGUCCACCUCAAGCGGGGCCAUAACCCCAGCGGAGAUUCCGGAGGAUACGUGGCGCAGCGGACUGACGACCGCCGCCCGCCGUCGGGUCAUGACCGCGUGCGCAUGGGGCAAUGGUGUACGGUGGGACCGCGCCUCGGGCCGAGUGGGCCAGUGGGUGCGAAUCUACCCUCAUGUACUGCCUACGGAUGAUCAGGCGCCCGUGGAAGAUGCCCGCGACAGUGUCGCUCAAGUGUCGAAGUUCCUCCGCGCCGCCCGCGAGGUGUGCCGCGAGGGCGGGCGGGAGCCGCGCGCGCCGCGCGACGCCGCCCGCGACGCCGCCUUCGAGGCCGCCCUACGCAAGAAGCUCGACUGCGGCCCGCAGUUCGAAGUCUGGCUGCCGCCGUUCUAA